CGGCGGCAGCGCCGCAAACGGGACCAGAAGACGCGGCGCACGGGCGCCUCCGCUGCAGCCGAGUCUAAAACCAGCGGAAUUCGUGGCACGUGGCGCUCAAAGAACCAACUCUUGCCUGACAGGUGGUGCGUCUACACCAACGGCGUGCGAAUCUGCUUCGAUGGCAGUGUGGCGAUCGUGCGGUCAGUGAAGAGGUGUUUGUGAAAGUCAGCCAGUGCUGGUCGGGGCGACGGCUCGGCGCCGCAGCGAUGGCCUUCCUUUGCCCAGUGCGCAUCCGACGAAACAAGAAAAAGAAAUCCAACGAUGACACGGCGUCGGUGCGGUCGCCCGGCAUGGGCCGCAUCACGGGCUCCUCCAGCAUCGAGACACUGGUGCGUGUCGGCAUUGAGAAGGAGAACGGCCUCUCACCCGACAGCAAGAUGGUGGUGCUGCACGACUUCACGCCCUGCGUGGACGACGAGCUGGAGGUCAAGCGAGGCACAGUGGUGAACGUGCUGUACCAGGAGAACGACUGGGUGUACGUGAUCUCGGAGACGAGCCAGCAGGAGGGGUUCAUCCCGCACUCGUACUGCGCGCCCCAUGGCUCCCAGCUCGGCGACCUGACGUUCAGCGUGAAGAAGAAGCUUCCCCGCGAGCUAGCGGUGCCUGACGGCAGUGGAGCCGGCCCCGGCGGCGGGGAGGCGGAUCACAACACGACCAUCGGCAACGCCAGUACAGAUCGCAACGGCGUGGAAACGUCCGACAACGACAGCUUCACGGAGGCCGGCCCGCCGGACCCGCGCUCGGCGCCGGGCGGCCACGGCGCACCUGCGCCCGACGUCCACCCCUUCUUCAAGGACCCGGCCGGGCGCUACAUCGUGCUCUACACGUUCAUGCCGCGUGACGAGAACGACGUCUCAGUGGAGCGGGGAGAGUUUGUCACUGUGCUCAACAAGGAGGACCACGAGUGGUUCUGGAUCGAGCGCUCCGACGGCCAGGAGGGGUUCGUGCCGUCGGCGUUCGUGUACCCAGCCGACGUGCUGCCCGGAGAGGCGUUUUGGUCCCGCACCACAGCCGAGCCGCCCCGCAACAAGCGCAGCGCCACCGGAGAGCUGGGUUCGGGCGGCAGUCCCCCGGGUCACCAGCAGUUCCCGUCGUCGCCGGGCGGCCACGGCGGCCACCACCUGAGUCCGCCCGGCCAGGACGACCCCCGCUUCCACGGCACGGAGCUGGUCAUGCUCUACGACUACAAGGCGCAGGCGCCGGACGACCUCUCGGUGCGGCGCGGCGACUGGAUCUACGCCGACCUCAACAACCAGACGGUGGAUGGCUGGCUCUGGGCCUACUCGCCCAAGUCCAGGAAGCACGGCUUCAUCCCGAAGGCAUACGCCCGGCCGCCGGCCAUGACCUCGCUAUGACGUCAUUUGGCCACCAGCCGGGCGGCGCCGGGGCGGCGCUUCCGGAUCGUCGGUGGACGCGGCUGCGAGAGCGCGGAGGACACCGCCUGGUGACGGCGCCACUGAGCAGGCUCGCGCCCGCCGGCACCCUGGGCUGGGAGGCGCGCGCUCGGACGGCGCCACACCGCACCCGGCACGGCGCUGCACUCAAGCCCGUGCGCCGCUGUUCGUUGUUUUUUUUUCGGGGCUCAACUAGCCAACUGCUGUGUGCCAAUGUAGCCAGUUUCAAGUCAGUGACAUGGGGCCUGCGCCACGAGCUGUGGCCAGGAGCUGGCGCGGUGUGUCGCUGCUCCCGCCCAGCGGCACGGACCCUCUCCAGGCGGUGUCAACGACGAGACGCCGUGGCCAGAGGUGUAGCCUCAGGACGGAUGUGUGACGCGUGCGUGCACUGCGCGCGUCCCCGCCGCACUCAGACCAGGACAGCAGGUGCCAACAUGACAUGAUCGGACCAGAAACAAUGAACACAUCCACUGACCGAUGGCGGGGUUGAUAUUUUAGCGCCAUUGUUCGCCGACAGUGAGCGUUUGUGGCGGGGCAGCAGUGCUUAUUUAAUGUGUGCGUGAGGCGUAAAGGGGCUAACGAGAGCUGGCGCCGUGUGACCUGUGCUCUGCGCCGCACGUGUGCUGAGUGCUGCUCUCUGGUAGGGACGUUAGCAACUGAGAAAUGCUUGCUGCAGCCACAAUCUGGCGUCAUCACCGCGCGUGACCGACGUCAGGCUUACCGCAUUCCGCGGGAAUGAGUGUGGCAUAUAGCUUACUUUGGAGCUGGCGUGACCGUUUCACACAGCUGACGUGCGGCAUGCAAUGCUAAGUGUGACUGGUUUAUAGCGCUCACCGCGCUGUGUACGGCUGCCGUUCGGGGCGGUUUCCGUCCGCCCAGCGCCCAGUGUCUGCUCUCAUGGUGCUUUGAGUUGUGUCCUGCCUGAGUCACUGGCUUGAUGUGAGGCUGACGCUGUGCGUGAGCUGUGUGACGUCACUGCGCGUGACGCAUGUGACGUCACCGUACUGCUGUCCAGCGGACGCCGUGGGCCGCCGGCGCAGAUACUGGUCGGCAUGUCGUAGCCUCGGCCGUUCUCUGUCUGCCGGCCGGCGUAGCCGUGCCUCUCGCUAAUCAGAAUAUGUAAUAAACUCCCUGCGGAUGUGACAUAA
Molecule: messenger RNA, 2584 nt
Organism: Pollicipes pollicipes
Lineage: Eukaryota; Metazoa; Arthropoda; Thecostraca; Pollicipedomorpha; Pollicipedidae
Gene: Dlish
Product: Dachs ligand with SH3s
Exons: 9
Coding region: 249-1397 (382 amino acids)
Molecular function (GO): protein binding
Source: RefSeq, a predicted model, not a curated record